AUGAUUACUAUCAUUUAGACUUUUGUUUUUGUUGUUAUUCUUAUUGUUCUAAUUCUUAAAUCCCUUUUUAGUACAAUUUAUCCCAUUCCAAAUACGUUUCAUCUAAAUUAUUUACACAAAUUAAAAAUGCUAUAUCAACAGAGGGUAGUACUACUUUAGGAAAUAGUUUGAAUGAUACCUUAUCCACAAUCACUUUUGGUGAUUACGAUUGUUAUGACGUAGCAAUAGUUAAGACUGAUGACUAUGAAUAUGAUUUCACUUGUACUGUUGAUGGAACAGAAUUUGAGUAUGGAUAAUACUUCCCAGUAUUCCAUCAUGAAGAAUAUGGAAAUGCUGAUGUUGAUCCAAAUGUGCUUCCAUAUUAAGCUCCUUUGAUAAUAACACACAUCACUCCUACAAGUGGAUCAGAAGAUGGUGGCACUGUUGUUACUAUAUUUGGUAAAGGAUUCCCUAAAGAAAUUACAUCAGAAUUAACUGUUAAUCUUGGAGGAAUUUAGACUGUCAUCAAAUCAACCUCAAGUAACUAAGUGGUUAUAAAGACUCCAACAUAUGAUUAAUCAAUGCCUGAUUCAAUAAUUAUUUUGCAUUUUAAGGAUAGGCAAGCUCAAAACCCUGAUUUUACUUAUGAUCAUACAACUCAUAUUUCAAUCACUAGAGUAUAAGAGACAAUAUUAACUCCAAUUUACAAAGGAUUCAACACUAUUAUUUGUACUGGAUUUGGAUCGGUCAUUUCUGAUAUUACAGUUGAAUUAGUAAAUGCAGAGAAAACUUAUGAACGUCCUGUUGUUAAUGGAAAGGAUGAUGAGAUUGUUGUUUAUUUAAGAGGAGGUCUACCAGGAGAAUACAGAUUUAUUGUGAAUAGAGCUGGAGUAGGAGAAGCAACGGCUGCUGGAGAUGCCAAUAAAUUCUAGUACAAUACAGUUAUAACUUGUAUUGAAAAUGCAUCAGGAAGUGAUGCAGGAGUUACUAGAAUCAAGAUUAAUGGAUUUAAUUUUGUUCCUUAAGAAACUAUUGUAUUUAUUGGUGAUGAAAUCUAUUUUGUAUGUGAUUUAGACGAAGAUGCUUUUAGUUCAACAGAAUUAUAUAGUGUGACUCCACCAAAAAAUUAUAGAUACACAUCUCCUCAAUAAGUUAUUGUGACAACAAGAAUUUUAUUUGAUUCUAUUUGCCAAGGAAAUUGUGAGUUCACCUAUGAUUCCACAUAGACCUUAGCCUGUGGUGCACCAUCUGAUUCCACUGCAAGUGAAGGUUCAAGACUAUUAUCUGAAGAUUAAAUUGGAUUACCAGAUUAUUAAAAAUACAUUUUACAAAAAAGAGAACACCCUGAACCAAAAAGAAUAAAGCCUCCUCUGGAAUUAGUCAUUAAUAAAGUUAUGAAAAAAGUUCAAGAAGAGACUUAUCAUUCUGGAAUGAUUACAUCUUUGAUAAGAUAAAAAAUUACACAGUUGAUUAAGUCAAAAACAAUUAAUGCAUUACAACUAGCUCAUAAACAGUAACCAUAGUAUUCAAUGAUAAAUACUCAGUAACAGGAUCCAUUUCAGAGACUGGAUAAUUGAUAUAUACAGUACCUGAUUUACCUUAAGGUGAAUACAAGACAAGAAUCCUUUCAUCUACUGGAUAUGCAACAGGAAUGUGGAUAACUAAUGUUGAAUUGUAAAUUACAGCAAUUUCAACAACUACAAUUGUAGAAGGUGGAUAAGAUAUUGAAAUUGAAGGAAGUGGAUUUGGAGAUGAUAAUGAAAUUGAAGUAUACAUUGGAACAUGGAAGUGCUUAAGAUUGAAGAAGACUGGAUAGAAAACUAAAAUAAUAAUAAUGCUGGAAUUGUAUAUUUUUCUCUUACACUUAUAAUGCAUCAACUGAAACCUUGACUUUCAACAUUUUAGGUACUAAUUUGGGUGCUACAACAUUGAAUAUCCGUUUAGAAAAAGAUGGUCUUGAUGAUAUUGUUGGAACUAUUGUUUCUAAUAAUGCUACAUUAAUUCAAGUUUCCUUCGCUAAUGUUCCUUUAGGAUUAUUUGAUAUUGUUGUUAAAUGUGAUGAUAAAGUUGCAUUAUGGACAACCUGGUAAAACUAGAAGAUUAUUUUUUAAAAUCCAGUUUUGAGUGGACCGUUACCUAAGGCAUCAUGUAAAGGAAGAAAACAUUUAGAAAUUCAUAGUCAUGGUUUCCAUAAGAGUCAUAAUGUUAAAGUUUGUGGAAAGAAAUAUGAUUUGAUAAAUGUUAAUUAUCACAGUAUAUAAUGUAGAGUACCAGAUUCUAACCCAGCAUGGGCUAAAAAAGGAUAAAAGGGUUUGUAAUCCAAAAAUUACAAACUUGAUCAUGAAGAAUUCAGGGUGACUUCUGAUGUUACAGAUAAAAGAGUUGUAAAAAGAUUCUAUGAUGAAUCUGAAACUACUUAUCUUAAAUCUAAUUCAGCUACAAAUUGUUGGGUUUUUAAAUUGAUUUUGGAAAGAACAGAAAAAUGAAAUUAGAACACCUUAGUUUCUUACCUAGAAUUGAUGUUGGAGCUUCUUAUCUGAAAGGAGCUAAAUUCUAAUAUUCUACUGAUGGUGUAACCUUUAAAGAUUAGUUCACUAUUGAUGAUGAUGUUCAUAAAGGAUGGAAUGUUGAAAGACCCACCAAAUGUGAAAAUUCAAAAUAAAAAAAUUCUCAUGGUGGUAGAGAUGAAGAUGAUGAACCUGAAUAUCACAAUAAGAAUAUUGAUUUAGAUGGCAUCAGAGCUAUUAAAUUCAUAGAUCCAAGAGUAGCUAGUGGAUUUAGAUGCUAAAUUGCUGAUAUGGAUUUUAGAGGAUGGCUUGAGAAUGAUUCAGAUAAUGAGACUAGUAGUUCUUGUGAUACUGAAAUAUUUGUUGACGAUGACUCAAUGAGUGUUAUAAAUUCUAGUGUCACUUAUGAUACAUCUGCUACACCUGUUAUUAUUAAUGUCUUACCUAAAGAUAUUCCCCCUCAUACUUAAACUGUCAUUACCAUCACUGGUACAGGCUUCAUCUCAGGAUCAACCUCAGUAUUUAUUGAUUACAUUGAAUGCUAAAUUUAAUCUGUGACUGCUACUUAAAUUAAAUGUUUAAGUGGAUUGAAAGAUAUUACAACUGCUAGUGUGACUAACAAUUUCAAAGUUGUUGUAGAUGGAGAUGAGGCAGUUAAUAAUGCUUAAGUCAUUUAUGGAUAAAGAUGGUCAGAUAUAUAGACUUGGGGAGGAUACGUUUUCCCAUCUGAUGGAGAUUCUGUUAUGGUUUAUCAAGGUGCAACUUUGAUUGUCGAUGUACAUACUCCAAAAUUAGUGCAAGUUUUGGUUGAGGGUAAUUUAGUAUUUGCAGAUGAUGCUGAUACUUUUUUAGAUGCAUAAUAUCUUGUUAUUAAUAGAGGAACUUUCUAAAUUGGUACUUAAGCUGUUCCACAUUAACAUAAUGUUAAAAUUACAAUUAGAGGUGAGGAAAGAGGGAUAUAAUAUCCAAAUAUGGGUAAUAAAAUGAUUGAUUGCAAUCGAUGCAAAAUCGAUAUUCAUGGUAAAGAUAGAACACCAUCAUGGACUUUAUUAUCCUAAACAACCACUAAUAACGGUACUGUAAUUGUAGAUGAACCAGUAAAUUGGUUGGUUGGAGAUGAAAUAAUCAUUACAUCCAGCAAUUAAGCCUAAAGCGAAGUUGAAGUUAAGAAAAUUGUUUCAAUUUCUAGUGAUAAAAGAACUUUGACUUUGAAUGAGACUCUGAAUUAUAUUCAUGAAACAGUCUCAGAACAUUUUGAUGGAGUUGAAUUCUCAAGAAAGGUGGAGGUAGGAUGUUUGACCAGAACUAUAAGAAUCUAAGGUGAUUAAAUGAAUUAUCAUAGAGUUCAUAUUUACAUUUAAGGAACACAAAAUGAAGGCACUGAAGCAAUAAUUGAAAAUGUAGAAAUAGUAAAUGGUGGCCAAAAAAGAUAUUUAAAUAUAUUCCCAAUUAAUUUCAAUAAUAAUGGAGUAGUUUCAAACUCAUAUAUUAGAAGCAAUUCAAUUCACAAUUCAAAUGCUCAUUGCAUAGGAUUGUAAAGUGUAUCACAUUUGGAAGUUACAGAUAACAUUUGCUACAACAUUGUUGGCCAUGCUAUCUACAUUUAAAAUGGUAAUGAAAUGUACAACACUUUUAAACACAAUCUUGUAGCUGUCGUUAAAUCAUCUUGGUAAUUAUAUCAAUCAGAUGCAAGAGCAGCAGCCUUCUGGAUUACAAAUCCUAAGAAUACAUUUUUCAAUAAUAGAUUAGGUGGAGCAGAAUGGUAUGGAUUCUAUUUAGCAUUUAAAUCAAACCCUUCUGGUGUUGCAUCUACAAGUGAUGUUUGUCCAACUGGUGUACCAUUGUUGAACUUUACUAAUAACGCCGCUCAUUCAACAGGAAGAAUUGGAUUAAGAAUUGGAACCUUGAUCCCAAAGGUUGCUCCAUGUAUUUCUCAUAGAAAUGAUGCAUUAGAUAUUUAGUGCUAAUCCAAGUGUCUAAACUAAUUUAUGAGGAUUUAUAACAUGGGCAAAUGCUUAAGUUGGUGUUUUAGCAGAUAAUUUAGGAAAUGUUUUGAUUGAAAACGUAUUGAUUGCAAGUUCAAAAAUUGCUGGUUAUCAACAACAUAAAGCUAAUUUCUCAGCUGAAGGUACCACUAUUAGAAAUUUGUUAUUGUUGGUUCAUAAACUAAUACUGGUUUCAUUGUUCCUAGAACAAAUGGAUUUUUGGCUGACACAGUCAGAUUUGCAAACUUCCCAGGUACAUCAACCUUGAUUGAAUCAUGUUCAGCCUCAAUAAUUAUUUGGUUUGGGUAACAGGAGACUCACUUUAAAGGAAUUAAGAUUAUAAAUUCUGCAAGUGCAAGAAUUAUUUAUUGGAACAAUUUCAGAAGAGAAAUCUUUUGGGAUUUAGAUGGUACUCUAACUAAUAUACCAACUGGAGCUUAAAUUGUUGCAUAUAAAUUGCAUUUGGAUGGUUUGAAUUAAUGUACAUAUUAAAAUACUGUAUAAUGGGAUAAUUCUUUGAUUUGCGAUUCAUAAUAAACAAAAUUAAGAGAUGUUGUAUUCAAUUACCCUACUCCUUAUGAUUCUCAUGUCAAUCAAGCUUUAAGAAUUUAUAGAGUUCCCUCUUUGAAUGAUCAAUUACCGCUUAAAUUAACAAAAUAUUAAUAUGAAUAAUAUAUUGGAAUUUGGAGUGGAGAUUUUGCUUACAGUCAUGCAUCUCAAUUUGAUUUGGGAUAAACAUAUAAUAUAAAUUGGUACAACAAUUGGUUAACUCUAUCGAUCAUGUCAUCUUAAUACAUGAGUUCUCAAGAACCUGGUCUUGUAUUCAGAUUCAACUAUACUGUUUAAAAAGAAACCUUUGAUGUUUAUAGGAACAGAAAUCACAAAUUUCUUUCAAAUUACAGUUAAGUUUCAGAAAUUCCAAAUCCAAAUACUUGUAACAAUAGUGACUGGUUUAAUGAUAGAACUACAUUAUUCUUUUAUAUUUGUAUCUCUGGCAAAUAAAGAAUACAACAAGAUUUAGUUGCACUAUAUGGAAUCUUCUGCAGGGAGACUUGUCCUGCAUAUACUGAGGACGUUUUUGUAAAAAUACAAAAGAAAUGGUCAGACGUUUCAAUUUGGCCAAAUGGUAGAUUACCAAUAGCAGGAGAAAAUGUAACAAUAUCUUAUGAAUUCAUUAUCAUUAUUGACAUAGAAUUGCCAGAAUUUGAUUCAAUUUUAAUUCUAGGAGAAUUAUGGUUUGAUAAUGGAAGAGCAGUUACUACAAUAAAAGCAAGAAAGAUCUUUGUAAGAAAUGGUAAAUUAGUUGCAGGAAGUAUUACUCAAGUAUAUACUGGUAUAAUUAAUAUUAUCCUUACCGAUACUUCAAGUGAUUAUGAACUAUUAAUUGAUAAUAAUAUUGGGGCCGAAAGCAAUGUUUUUAGCUGUUACAGGUGGAAUAGAAUUAUAUGGUAAAGUACCAUCAAGUAAGGUUGCUAGAUUAACAGCAAAUGCAUCAGCUGGAUCUAUUUCAAUUACUGUGACAGACACUACAGAUUGGUAAGUUGGAGAUUGGAUUGUUAUCUUACCCACAGGUGCCAAUCCAGACGAAGCUGAAAAGUUUAAAUUUCUUAAAUUGUUGGAACUACAGUAAUCUUUAGCGUUUCCUUUAAAUACAAUCAUAAUGGAAUAUCAACUACUUGUCGAUACCAGAGCAACAGUUUUACAUUUGACUAUAAAUAUUAGAAUUUCUGGUGCAACUUGGGGAGCUAGCGUCUUAGUUUAUUCAUUUACUGAAAGGACAAGAUUAAGUAGAAGAUAUGUAUAAUUAUAAGGUGUUGAAUUUAUUAAUGUUGGAUAAGUGAAUAAAGAAUUUGCAGGUUUAGAUUUCUAAAGUGCUGUUGAUGGUGAUCCAGCUCCGUCUAGUGAUAUUAUUGGAUGUUCGUUCCAUGAUAGUGAAGGUUACUUAUUUAAAGUAGAGGAUUCAGAAUAAGUUAAUGCCGUCCAUAAUGUAUUUUAAAAUGGAUAAAAAGCCAUGGUUCAAUUCAUUAAUUCCAAAUAUAUUAAAUUCUAAUACAAUACUAUGGUAUUAGUAUAAAAGAGAGUAAUUUCAAUCAAUUCUGCUCUAACAGGCACCUAUAAUUAGGCUGUCUAAGCUUCCUUCAGAUACGCUUCAGGCACCAAGAUAACAAAGAAUUUCAUCCUUGUCUCAAAUAAUGUUGGUAUCGGCUCCGCUGACACAGGAUUCCAUAUUAUGGCUACUCACUGUGAUGAUGAAUCUUAAGCAGGAUUCUUUGCAAACUAAUGUUUCAACACAGUAUAGGCAUGUUUCCAUUUAACCUAAUCUAACACAAAAUGCAAUGUUGUUAAACAACUCUAAGCUUAUAACUCAGGUGUCGGCGUUAUGGCCUCUUUUUAUACUGAAACCUUUUAAUUGAAGGACUUCUAAAUCAUUGAAGCCGAUAGUGGAGUUGUCAUCAAACCAGGAUCUUCCAACAAUUAUGCCAAUGUCAUUUAAGUUUCUAAUGGUUUUAUCGGUACUGUCUUUGAAGGAUUGAGAUGCUCUAAUACUGUUGCUUUCUAAUUAGUUUCUGUCUCCUCAAAUGCCUACACACCUGUUAGUAGAUCAUCUAAUAAUGCAGAUAUUAUUAACAGAAUUCAAAGAAUCGAUACUAGAGUAUAUAUUGAUAAUGUCUAAUUUGAUGGAUACAGAUUGGCUUAUGAUUAACACCUAUAAUGCAGUAAUAAUGCUGUCUUUAGAUAAAAUAUUUAUGCAUUGGAUGUGGUUGGUCAACAUUACUUGACUAAUAAAAUAUGUUAAAAUUGUGAAUUUAAUGCAUUACUGUAUAGUUUGAGAAAUCCAAAUUAUGCUAAAUUAGGAUGGUAUGGAGGUUGUGGUCAAAUGGAAUGCAUUGGUUAAGUUAACUUCUUAAUUGAAGAUUAGACUGGUAGCUUCUUUGGUGAAAAAGGCUAGGCUAUUGGUAAUAAUUUAUAUUUCGGUCCAAGUGCAGCAUAUUGCAGGAUAUAAGAAUAAUGGAAUGGAUAUUGGUGCCCCUUAUUUAACAUUGGAGUCUUGAACUUCCUUAGCACAGAACCAGAUCAAAAUUUAAGACUAUUUUCACCAACUACUUUGAUGGGAUCAGGAUUCAAAAAUAUAUUGAAUGCAUUUGCUGAAUGGAAUUGGAAUGGACCUGAAGCUUAAAACUUGAGAGAAUCCAAAUUUUUGGAUUGA
Molecule: messenger RNA, 7679 nt
Organism: Paramecium primaurelia
Lineage: Eukaryota; Ciliophora; Oligohymenophorea; Peniculida; Parameciidae
Source: the annotation of a GenBank genome assembly